Messenger RNA from Paraglomus brasilianum, 471 nucleotides. Lineage: Eukaryota; Fungi; Glomeromycota; Glomeromycetes; Paraglomerales; Paraglomeraceae. The record is from the annotation of a GenBank genome assembly.
AUGGGAGAAACCUACCCAUUUAAUGGCAUAUUUUUGGAUAUGCUUUCGGAGCGUGGAAUCAAGACUGUAAAGGAAGGCAAGAUCGAUACUACAGACGCAGAGAAAUUAUAUGAUUUGGUUGGUGGACGCAUUAUAGAUCUAAAGUCUGUAGCAGAUGAAUAUCAGCAAGGACAAUCCAUUGAAGUUAUUGAACACGAAAUUUUAGUGACAGUCGAGGACAAAUUCAGAACUGCAAAACUUCUUGAAACCCAUGAAUAUCAUGAAGUAGGAAAACGUAUCGUCAGUGCUUUGCUGGUUUCUAAAGAGCUUAGCCGUACUGCAUUUGAGAAUUUUUUCAAUAAGCCCGAGCAAGCCAAUGAAGUCUUGGGAACCAAUGUAUUCGCGUAUCACCCAGAAAAAAAUACUGUAACCUUUCAGUCUCGCUCAAUAGAAUACUAUAUUCGGGAAAAUGCUAGUAUAUUCAUUAGAUAG